ACACAACUCUCUCUCAAAUAAUUCUAUAGUACCUUGUGAAGCAAUUCAUGGCUCAUUUGGUGUUCUUUGCUCUGGUGUUUGCUGGGCAACUGAUUGGUGGAUUCAGUACCCAAAAGCUCCCUCCACCCAACAAUAGAGACAUAUUAACUGUUCUGAGUGUUGAUGGCGGUGGUAUCAAGGGUAUUCUUCCAGCAACAGUUCUUGAUUACUUAGAUAAGGCUCUUAAGGCUAGGAAACCAAAUGCAGAUUUAGCACAUUAUUUUGAUGUGAUAGGAGGAACCAGCACAGGUGGACUCAUAACAGCUAUGUUAGCCACCCCAAGCCCUGAUGAUCCUACACGUGGUGCCUUUACUCCUGCACAAAUUGUAGAUUUCUACAAAACAAAUGGCCCUCAUAUAUUCAAUGAGUCUAGACCUGGAAACGGUCCCGAGUUCGACGGGGAGUUUUUACAUAACAUAACUCGUGAACUGUUGAAGGAUACACGACUUAGUCAGACAUUGACCAAUGUUGUCAUCCCAAGUUUCGACAUGAAGACACAAAAACCGGUUAUAUUCUCAAACUACAAGCUUGGGGAUGCUCCGUACUUAAAUGCGUUGUUGUCGGAUAUAUGCAUAUCGACUUCAGCUGCUCCCACUCAGCUACCACCUUACUAUUUUGUGAACGAUGGUGUUGAGUUCAAUAUGAUUGAUGGUGGUAUAGAAGCUGGGAAUCCGACAGAGGCAACAGUGAGUGAAGUGCUACAACAUGUUGAGUAUUCCGAAAUCUUAGUGUUGUCUGUGGGAACUGGAACAGAAAAAAAUAACGAGACCUUUGAUGCUGAGAAAGCUGCGAGUUGGUCAAGCGCGAAUUGGUCAGGUCCUGGUUUUGGUUUCAUUGGUAGUGAAUCUGCAGCCAUGACUGAAUACAACCUUGCUUCACUCUUCGUAGGGUUCCAACCUGGCCAUAUAUACCUUCGAAUUCAGGAAUACGACUUGAAUCAUGAUUUCUCCGGCCCAGUUAAUGUUACACAAGAAAGCAUGAACGGGCUUGAAGAGACCGGAAAACAACUGUUGCAAGAAAAUGUCGUAAAGUUGAAUUUGGAUACUUUUGAUCAAGAAAAACUUGGGAUAACAAAUGCUGAGGCUCUUGACAGGAUUGCUGAUAUUUUGGUUGGAGAAAGACAACGUCGUCUGAAACGGAAAUCUAUGGAGAAGAGAGGAAGACCUUUUGUUGAAACUCUUAGGGUUCUUUCUGACAAAACUCAAGCAAGUGGGGCAAUCCUAAGAAACCUUUUAAUUUAAUGUCAAUUGUAUGAACUUGUAUUAACUCUCUUGUGUUCUUUAUUCACGCUUGUUGUAGUAUCUAGAAUAAGCAAGGCAUGUGAGUUCUAUGUAACUCUUGUAGCUACCAAGCAUCUUCGUAUAAGAAAAGGUUCACUCCAUGAGAGUUUUAUGCAGCUCUUAUUGAAAGAACCGUGAAUGUAAUAAGCAUCGAUGUAUAAUAUUUAUGCUCUUUGUUUCUCUUU
Molecule: messenger RNA, 1504 nt
Organism: Vigna unguiculata (cowpea)
Lineage: Eukaryota; Viridiplantae; Streptophyta; Magnoliopsida; Fabales; Fabaceae
Product: patatin-2-Kuras 4-like
Biological process (GO): lipid metabolic process
Molecular function (GO): glycerophospholipase activity; monoacylglycerol lipase activity
Source: RefSeq, a predicted model, not a curated record